CCAGCGUAUUGUAUCUUUUAGAUUCAGUUUCAAACUGGUCAUGGAGUUUCAGUGUGUGAAGUACUUGAAGGGAAAGGACGCAAAGGAAAUGUUCUCUCUGGCGUAUUUGGGGUUCGUUCCAAUCAACCUUUGUCUGGGAUUCAUUUGGAUAAGAUUUGGUGUCCUGCUCUAUCGUGAAGUGCGAAAGAAGUGGUUCUCAUCUGAAACAAGGGGUGGCGGUGAAAUUCGCGAUACUUGUUUGGCGAGAGAGACGGAGAUCGCUCACAUGAAGGAACUUCUGAAUCCAGGAUCGAUUUCGUAAGGAGUUGGGAUCGACAAACCGGGAGAACGGGCUGCCCAACGCUGAGAUAUAUUAAUCUUAAUUCAUAUUCACUGUUGUUAUAUGGAAUUACUCGCUAUUCCCUCUUUUUGCUUCGACAGGGAGAACAUGAUUGAAUUAAAUUGGUAUUCAAGGCUGCUUCAUUGUGUUUACAAGUCAAGGAAAGAUUUCAAAUUUUCGACGCAGUUCAUUUCAACAACGCUGGUGAGCGCCUUGACAAUCUUUCAGAGAACACGUGCUUCAGUGUUAUCGAGGGCAAACAACAUUUUCUCAGGACGUGUUUUUGGUACCCUCAGCUUUGGUGGGGAAAAGUCUUCGAUAUUCUGGAUAUCAGAUCGCCUUCUCAUUGAUAGGUUUUUUUAUGCUGUCAAUUUAUUUGUCAUUUGUGGCCAUUGCUCUGGCGAUCAUUUUCAAAGGUCCUGAAGAAGUCCUUGGCGUAAAAAUAUGGGAAGCAUUGAAAGACGCCGGAGUAGCUUUCAUACCCACACUUGCCUUGGUUAUUUUUCUGCUGCUGUUCCAGUUAUUUCUCGCACGUUUCGUCUUCUGUGACUCAACUUAUCCGAACAUCACUGUCACGAUUGAUAACAGGCAGCUUUUCUCCAUCUUGUCGUAUUUUUUCUUCUUCUACAACAUAAUUGUUGGAUUGACUUCUUGCACCAUUCGAAUUCUUAAGGGCAUGCUCUUAGGAGUGAUCUUCAUUUCUCGUAUCGAUCGAACAUCACUGAUACAGGGUUUCCAGUCUUGGGACAAAGCUUUCGUUGCAUACGUUGGUUUUGUGACUGUGCUGGUUGCCCACAGACAUCCCGUGAUGCUGGUGUUCUGCCAGUUGCUUAUUGACAGAAAGAGCGAUCAGCAGUCCCAGGAAGAGCGACCCGUGUGUAAGCCAGUAUAUUGUACCUUUGGCCCAGAGACGGGAGGUUCUAGUCAGGAGGUACGUCGGCCGCGCAUGUCUCAAAAGGCUUUCAACCGCUGGUUCCUGGCGGUCACUCUGAUGCGCAACCCAUCUCUCGUCAAUUACCGCAGCCGAGGCCGCCAUUUCAGAGCGUCUGUUGUGAAUCUUGGAAGCGUCAACUCUGGUGUUCCACUGUAAAAGUGUGAGGCUAUCUCAGAAGGCACAAUGGUGCCAGAUCUGUCUGCUGUUUGGCUCAUUUUAUCGCAGAUUUGCUGUAGUUUUGGGUUUAGAUAACAAAAUGGAGAGCACUCCAUUGCUAGUAACCAUAAACAUGUACACUGUAUCUAGAUAAAUGUUAAUUACGAGUUUUGAAGAAGGUAGAAUAGUGUUUCCUCUGUUUGCUGUUUGGUGCAUUUCGCUGGAGAUCUGCUGUAGUUUAGGGUUUAGAUCACAAAAGGGAGGGCUCUACUUUGCUAGUGACUAUAAACAUAUACACUGUAUCUGGAUGAAUGUUUAAAAAUUUAAUGGGUCAAAAUGUUGACACUAAUUUUGAUGAUGACUUACAAAGAAAAAAAAAGGAGAGAAAAAUUGUAAUUUUGGAAGUAAGAGUCACGUUAUUGGACAAACGUGGAAAGGCAAUACAGUUGUUGACGAGUUUUGAAGAUUUCCGAAGGAAACGAGUUAUAAUGAAGGGUACUAUAAAAGAGAGACUCAAUCGGGUUAACCGUAGGCCGUAAAACGGCAAAAAAAAUUGACCAUUAGGUUAAAAAGUUGACAAAUUUUGACAGUUAGGUGUUAAAAAAACAGGUUAAUCUUUUUUUUUUCUUUUAAUCGCCACAGAAAAAUAUUAAUCUUUCCUUUGAAACCCUCCUAAAAGAGUUAGACUAUAGAUCAAAAGAGCGAUCGUUUUCUCUUUUAAAUGAAUAUGGAUUCUAUCUGUUGAUUAGUUUUCCUUAAUAUAAUAUAUCAAGUAUGAAAAGUAAUAUAGUACAAAAAAAAAAUGAGUGACCAAUUGACGUUAGGCUACGAGCCAGGUGUAUGAGGGAAUAGAAGUAAGAGCGUUAUUUAAAGGAAACUUGCUGCAGGAUGAGAUUGUAUGAGUUUUAGGUUGCUGUCUAUGUUGCAGGUUUUUAUUUUAUAGAGGCAACUGUGUUUGAUUAUAGGUGCAGUUUCGCCCAUUUCGAGUUAUUUAAAGCAGUUGUAUUUCUUUAUUAUUUGUUCAAAUCAGUUACAUUUCGUCAUUACUAAGGAGUGUACGAACUAACUAAUUCAAUAUGAAAAGUAAAAAUUUUGUUUCA
Molecule: messenger RNA, 2509 nt
Organism: Stylophora pistillata
Lineage: Eukaryota; Metazoa; Cnidaria; Anthozoa; Scleractinia; Pocilloporidae
Product: stimulated by retinoic acid gene 6 protein-like
Biological process (GO): vitamin A import into cell
Cellular component (GO): plasma membrane
Molecular function (GO): signaling receptor activity; retinol transmembrane transporter activity
Source: RefSeq, a predicted model, not a curated record